ACAAACUUCAACACCCCCCCACCAAUUCCUCUCCUUCUCCCCCGUCCAAUUCAACCUUCGGACUCUCCAUUUCCAGUCGCCUUCCUCCGGGGGCCUGUUUCAUCGUCCUUCUGCGACACUGGCCCUUGGCCCUACCGUCUCACCACUGCUCAGGUAGCUAGAAAAAAAAUAGCUGACCGCCAUCAAAAUGCCGACUUUUAUCGUAUCCCUGUUUUUGCCCUAUACCAUCGACUUUCACGAUUUGCCACAGUCCUCUCCUCCCAGCCGUCGGCCGAGUCCUCCGCGGCGCAACGCCUCAAAACUCGAGCCUGCGGCGGAGCCGGGCGAGCAGCAUGCGAGUCUCUUCGCGCAGCCCACUCCCCCGCAAACGCCUUCUGCUACUGCGGCGCACGAAGAGUUCUUCACGCAAGAGCAACCUAGCGUCUCAACACAUUUCCCGAAACCGCACGACCCUCGCUCUCUUGUCCGCAGCGAUGCCCACGUCCCCGAAUGGGGCAGCGGUCUCUUCUUCAACCAGCCUCGUUCGCGGGCUGCUGCGCCUCCCUCGGAAGACAUUCUAAAGUACACCAAGGCUCAGGAGCUGGCGGCGGCGGCGCACCACCAGCGCAGGCCUUCCCGCCGCUCGCCGAAGCGGAUGAGCGUCAGCAGCAAUAGGAGUUCGAGCAGCUCUAGACAGCAGUGGGGCUCGGAGUGGACCGUCGAGCCGGCAGUUCAAGGUAAUGGUGGCCUUGCCAAUGCUGUGCGGGCCGCCAUCGGCGCAGGCAAGCUGCAAGACGUCUACUGGGUCGGCACUGUGGGCUUCCCCACUGAUGCCCUGGAUGACGGAAAAAAGCAUGAGAUUCACGAGAAGCUGGAGUCUGAGUUCGAUGCCCUGACUGUCUUUGUCAACGACAACGAUUUCGAUGGUCACUACACCCACUACUGCAAAACCAUCCUCUGGCCCGUCUUCCACUACCAGAUUCCUGACCACCCGAAGAGCAAGGCCUAUGAGGACCACUCUUGGAUAUACUAUGUCCACCUGAACCAGGCUUUCGCCGAUAACAUUAUCAAGAGCUACAAGCGCGGAGAUGUCAUCUGGGUCCACGACUACCAUCUGCUGCUAGUUCCCGGUAUGGUCAGGAAGAAGCUUCCCGACGCGGAGAUUGGCUUCUUCAUGCACACGGCCUUCCCGUCGUCCGAGGUAUUCCGUUGCUUGGCCGUUCGCAGGGAGCUUCUUGAGGGUAUGCUCGGUGCCAACUUGGUUGCCUUCCAGUCCCGCGAGUAUGCGCAGCAUUUCCUUCAAACCUGCAGUCGUCUGCUCAUCGUCGAAGCGACCAACGAUGGCGUGCAGUUGGAGAACCGUUUCGUCAACGUUGCAUGGCUGCCAAUCGGUAUCGACCCCAAGAGCUUGGCGCUCGUUCGCGAGGAGCCGACCGUCAAGGAGUGGAUUAAGGUCAUGCAAGAGAGGUACAAGGGCAAGAUGCUCAUUGUCGCUCGUGAUAAGUUGGACCAAGUCCGCGGUGUCAGACAAAAGCUGUUGUCUUUCGAGCUUUUCCUCAACAAGUACCCCCAGUUCCGCGAUAAGGUUGUAAUGAUCCAAGUUGCAACGUCUACGACUGAGAACUCCGAGCUUGCCAUGACCGUGUCGGAUAUUGUCACCCGCAUCGAGUCCACUCAUUCGACGCUCGCUCACCAGCCGCUGGUCUUCCUUAGGCAGGAUAUCGCGUUCUCGCAAUAUCUGGCCUUGCUUUCCGUGGCCGAUGUUCUCAUGAUCACCAGUCUUCGUGAAGGUAUGAACCUUACUGCGCACGAAUUCAUUGCUUGCCAGGAUGGCCGGGCCACCGAGAAGAAGCACGGUCCCCUUAUUCUCAGUGAAUUCACGGGCAGUACCUCCAUCUUUGGCGGGAACGAACUGGCCGUAAACCCAUGGGAUUACAAGCAGUGCGCCGAGGCCAUCAAGACUGCGCUUGAGAUGUCUCCGGAGGAGAAGGAACGCAGGUACACGAAGUUGAACAACGUCAUCAUGCACCACACCGGUGAAUACUGGUGUACAACAUUGAGCCACACCCUCGCAAAGGUUCACGAGGAGCACUUCAUGCGCGAUACGAUGUCCAUCCCUCGUCUUUCGACCUCUCAGCUGUGCGAGAAGUACAAGAAUGCCAACAGGCGCAUUUUCAUUCUUGACUACGAGGGUACCCUGGCUUCGUAUGGUUCGCCGACGAGCAUCAUCAUGACCAGCCCGCAGAGAGUCAUCGAUGCCUUGAAUGAGGUGUUGAUGGACAACAAGAACAUGGUGUAUGUCAUGAGCGGUCGCACGCCAGAGGAGCUCGAGCGCUUGUUCAGCCGCGUCCCUACCCUUGGACUGAUCGCCGAGAACGGUUGCUUCGUGCGUCCAUUUGGGACGGACCAGUGGGUCGCCUUUGCGGAUACCUCCAAGGUCGAUGAGUGGAAGGCUAGCGUCAAGGAGAUUCUGCAGUACUACAAGGACCGUGUCGAGGGCAGCUGGGUUGAGGAGCGUCACUGCUCGCUCAUCUUCCACUACGAGCAGGCAGAAGACUUCGACGCUGCUGCGACGCAGGCUGGCGAGUGCGCCACUCACAUUAACGAGGUUUGCGCUGCGCAGCACGUGCACGCUGUGCCGAUUGACAAGUGCAUCCUCGUCGAGCCGCUCGACUGGAGUAAGGGUAGCGCGGCCACCCACAUCUUCAAGAAGUACCGCGACAGAGUGGUCGAGAAGGAGGGAGACUCGCCGGCCGAGUUCCUGCUUGUCGCGGGCGACGACCGUGAGGAUGAACCCAUUUUCCGCUGGGCCAACCAGCUGGGUAAGACGGGUGUCAUUCGGGACGUCACGACGGUCAGCGUUGGUACGCGCAACACCGAAGCCAAUGCUACGCUGACUCAGGGAACUACUGGUCUGCUCUCAGUUCUGCAGAAGCUCGCAAAGCUUUCGGAGAACGAGUAAACGAAGAGGCUUUGGCCCAUCUCACGACACACUCAGCUCAGACUGACUGCAUGCGCACGACGUUUCUUUCACUUCAAUGCUGUCCUUAUACGAGUACCCCCUUUUGUGGCACGAACCCAGGUUUCCUAGCGCACACGCAUAGAGAGUUAGAAUCACACACACCCUCAAAGCUUGAGCAACACUACUCUCGCAGAGUAAUGAGUUAAGGCAGGACAUGGACAUACAAAUACACAGUGAGACUGGCGCGGAGGGACAGGCGGACGGACUAGUUACUUCCUUCACACACUUGGCUUUGUUGCUGGGCUUGGCUGGCUGCGGGUACUGGGGUUUGGCAACGUAAUUAGGUACCUGCUAGAUAUGCGCUAUGAGAUUCAUGUACGAUACGCAACGGCCGGGCAG
Molecule: messenger RNA, 3340 nt
Organism: Aplosporella prunicola CBS 121167
Lineage: Eukaryota; Fungi; Ascomycota; Dothideomycetes; Botryosphaeriales; Aplosporellaceae
Product: glycosyltransferase family 20 protein
Exons: 4
Coding region: 188-2941 (917 amino acids)
Biological process (GO): trehalose biosynthetic process
Cellular component (GO): alpha,alpha-trehalose-phosphate synthase complex (UDP-forming); cytosol
Molecular function (GO): catalytic activity
Source: RefSeq, a predicted model, not a curated record